Molecule: messenger RNA, 659 nt
Organism: Mycotypha africana
Lineage: Eukaryota; Fungi; Mucoromycota; Mucoromycetes; Mucorales; Mycotyphaceae
Exons: 6
Coding region: 41-439 (132 amino acids)
Biological process (GO): regulation of transcription by RNA polymerase II
Cellular component (GO): mediator complex
Molecular function (GO): transcription coregulator activity
Source: RefSeq, a predicted model, not a curated record
UCUUUCUUCGCUUCUUCGCAACAUUGAAGUCCUGCAUAAGAUGGAUCGAUUAACGCAAUUGCAAGAUGCUAUUGACUCUAUGGCGAGAAUGUUUACCAAUAGUAUAUAUUACGUGCACGAAAAGUCCAGCAUGGUCGAGUUAAACAAAGAUAUACCAGUUUCACAACCGAAAAUACAAGCAGAUGAUCCGCAAGUAUUUCAAAACAAUAUGCGUGAAUUGGUUUCAGACUUGGUAAAGAAAGCCAAAGAAAUAGACCAAUUGAUUGAAGUCCUACCGGGUAUCCAUCAAACAGAAGAGGAGCAGAUUGACAUAUUGAAAAAGCUUGAAGAGGAGAACAGGGCAGCGAAUGAUGAAUAUGAAGCCGCGGUAAAAGAAAUGGAAUCAGUUAAAGAACGAAUAAAUCAGUCGCUUCGAACAAUUACAGAUGAAGUCAUAUAAACAAGCACCAAGAGGACAAAUUUGAAAGAAGAAAAAGAAAGGAAUAUACCAGUAUUAGUGCAAGCAUAUCACUCCAUGCCUACCUUUCUUCAAAAGCAACAAAAAAAAACCUAUAUUAUGUAAUGCAGUUGAUAAAAAGAGAAGAAAAUUUUCAGUUGAGAAAACUGUGAUCACCGACCAAAUCAGGGGCCGACAAAAUUAAAAAAAAAAAAAAAAAAAA